AUGCUACGGGACACCUUUCGUGACACGGAUGUCCAGUGCCAGCCCAGCGAGCAUGUGCUGCAGCGCGCAGCCGUGGUCUUUACUGCUUUCUUGAGUUGCUUUUUCGCGGCUGGACUGACGUUCGGAUUUUCCGCUUUAAUGCCGAGUCUACUGGAUGACGGGGCUUUUCACGAGGACUGCCUUCACAAGGAACGCAAGACUUGCCACGCCCAGCGCUUGCAUCUCGUUUGGGUUUUCACGCUGGGAUCAUCCGCCUCGGCCCUUUCCACGCUGCCCCAGGGCAUCUUGUUGGAUUGGCUCGGGCCCAGGAUGUGUGGACUGAUCUUCAAUGCUACAGUGGCUGCCGGAUGUGUGUUGUUCUCCAUGGGCGGGUCGGGGCUAUGGCACGCUGCAUACACUCUGGGCUUCGUUCUGAUUGCAGUAGGGGGCUCCGGCGUUUUCGUGAGCACCAUCAGCUUCGGCAACCUCUUCCCCAACAACGCUGGCCUCAUCUUGGCGAUGCUGGUUGCCUGCUUUGAUGCCUCGAUGGUCAUAUUCGAGUUGCAAGCGCUUCUCAUUUCCUCCGGCAUGACUGUCGGAACUACUAUGCGUCUUUAUGCGCUUAUUCCUGCAGCUCUUGCAGUGGCAGCUAGUCUUCUCUGGCCCACGGCAAACGUCCCGGGCGCACAGGAGCGCCGUUCGGAGGAUUCCAAAAGUGCUGACUUCUGGGGCAAAGUCCUCAGCGCGGACUUCCUCCUCUUUGUCUAUGCAGCGGUGGUGGACGUGUUAAGCGUCAAUUAUUUUGUCGCAACGGUAUACCCGCGCUUGCUGUCAGUGCAUCACCGCGACGCGAGCAUGCUCAACUCGGCUUUUGCAUUCCUCCUUCCGGCAGGAGCCUUUGUCUACGCCCCCUUGAUUGGCUUCGUUCUUUUCCAUUACGGCCCGGCAGCCGGAUUCCUCAUCUUUAGCGGUGCUUAUUUCAUUAUGGUCAACGUGCUCGGGAUCUUUGAGUUGGGCAUGCUCCGGGGCAACUUCUGCGCUUGGGUGGCUUUUGCGCUCUUCGCACUUUGCCGGCCGCUGCUGUAUGCUUCCGCGAAUGCCCUUUGCGGAGACCUCUUCAGCCACCGCCACCAUGGGCAAAUGUACGGCCUGGUGAUGACCUUGGGCGGCUUUUGCAGCUUGUGGAUUCGUCCAUUGGCGGGAUUGGCAGCUUCAGACAGCUACCUGAAAGUUGACUAUGGCCUGCUCGUGCUGCAGGUCUUCGCAACUGCACUUCCACUUCGAGUUCUCUGGAAUGUCUCCACUUUGGAGCAUGCUUCCAAGGGCGCAUAUUCACCCGUCUCUCAGCGUGAACGUGAUCCCAUACUGACUGAGAAGGAAGCGUAA
Symbiodinium sp. CCMP2456 is the source of this 1365-nucleotide messenger RNA. NCBI's taxonomy places the organism in Eukaryota, Dinophyceae, Suessiales, Symbiodiniaceae. The record is from the annotation of a GenBank genome assembly.